CUCCCGAAGACCUACCGGACUGCGGCGGUGACAGGGACUCCGAGACCCUCCGCCCCGCCGCCCCCUCCCCUUCCCCUCUCCCGCCCGCCCCCGGGCCCUCCUCCCGUCACUGAUUCGGCGCCGGAGCCCCGGGUGCCCGAGCCCCCCUCCCAGUCCCGGCCCCCGCCGCCGCCGCCGCCGCCGCGGCUCCCGAGCUGUCAGUGCGCAGGCAGCGCCGGGGCCCCGCGCCCAGCAUCGCGCCCAGCACCGCGCCCAGCACCGCGCCCAGCACCGCGCCCAGCACCGCGCUCGGACCCCGCCGCCGCGGAGCCGCCACCGCGGGGCGGCAGCAGCCCCCUUUAGGAACUCGAAAGCUGCAAUAAGGUCACCCUGAAGCCCUCUCUUCUUCAGGUUGAACAAAUCCAGCUCUAUCAGCCAGUCUUCAUAGAAGAGGUGCUCCAGCCCUCUGAUCAUCUUUGUGGCUUUUCUCUGGGCUCACUCCAACACGUCCAUGUCUUUAACAUCCCAUCCAGGAUAUUAAGUUUAAAUAUCUUAAGCCAGAUACAAUGAUGAAACUGAACGCUCGGAUCUUCUUUGGCUUCCUUUGCUGCAUUAUUUUUGUUCCUACAGAUGGCUUCCCAGCAGACACCAGUACUGAAUUUCGCUCUGCUUUCUCUGUGGCCAGAACCAGCAGCAUGGAAGGAAGCUCCGAGAUGGUUAUUACCUUUGACAAAGUGUAUGUAAAUAUUGGCAAUGAUUUUGAUCUCAAGACUGGAUUGUUCCGCUGUCGAAUCCCUGGAGCCUACUACUUCUCCUUCACUGUUGGGAAAUACCCAAAGAAAAACUUAUCUGUCAUGCUGAUGAGAAACAAGAAUGAGGUACAAGUAAUUGUGUAUGAUGAACAUCACCGCAAGGAACGGAAGGUAGCCAGCCAGAGUGCCAUGCUGCAGCUUGAUUAUGGUGACACAGUUUGGCUGCGUUUACAUGGAGAUCCCAAGUAUGCUCUUUACAGCAACGUGGGCCCCUAUACAACUUUCAAUGGCUACCUAAUCUAUCCUGACACUUCUGCCUUCUUCCAGAAUGCUCUUAGCUCCCAAGAGCUGGGGCCACACCCUCACAAAAUUCAGCAGCUUCCCAGAGAGCAGAGUGAAGCUUCACAGCGACACGUGUUAUCUGAUCAACCAAACAGGGUACAAGACCCUCGUUCUGCAUUUUCUGUUGCCCGCUCACAGAGUCUCCUGGGGACAGAUAAUAAGCAAACCCAGCACGAGCCAAUCACAUUUGACACAGAGUUUGUGAACAUUGGAAAGGAUUUCAAUUCUUCCACUGGUAUCUUCUCAUGCCGUAUACCUGGUGCGUACUACUUCUCCUUCACCAUUGGCAAAAUGCCCUUUAAGACUAUGUCUGUGAAACUUAUGAAGAACCACAAUGAGGUGCAGGCCAUGAUCUAUGAUGACAACCACUCCAAGAGGCGAGAGAUGCAGAGUCAGAGUAUCAUGCUGCCUCUGCAAUAUGGGGACACGGUUUGGCUCUACAGCCAUCAGCAUGAUGGCUAUGGUGCCUAUAGCAACCAUGGCAAGUACAUAACCUUCACGGGCUUCCUGAUCUAUCCAGAGGCUCAGCCGAAGCGGCUUUCAGGUGCCAGCUCACUUCAAGGGUCAAAUAAUUAAAUGCAGAUGUUAAAGGAGCAUAAGAAGAGCCAAGAUGCCAUGAACUUGAGUAUAGCUCCUCUUUGAAUAUCAUCCUCUGCUUUGAGCAUGCUAUCAUGUGUCCAGUGCUUUCCUUAUGCUGCACGCUUUUGUGCCCUGUCUGCAGGGCCACAGCUGUGUCUGCCAUUCAUCUAUAGAGAGGCCUUUCAGAUUGUACCUGCGCGUCCUGUGUUGGUGUUUGAUUUACGCAUAAAGCAUGAGGUAGUUUUGGGGCAGGGGUGGGGCGGUGUAGUGAGAUGCUGAGGAUCAGAAAACCACUGCAUUCAUGUUACUGCAUGAUCCCCAGCAUCCAGAGAGCAAAGGAUGUGUUGACUUUCCUUGUAUAUCUGGGGAGGGAAUAAAUGUAAUGGAAAUGAAUGUAAUAAAAAUACAAAAGAUGUAAAA
Messenger RNA from Pseudopipra pipra, 2072 nucleotides. It is a transcript of the gene C1QTNF4, whose product is annotated as C1q and TNF related 4. The transcript is spliced from 3 exons. Bases 546 to 1649 code for a protein of 367 amino acids. Gene Ontology annotation, molecular function: protein binding. The record is from RefSeq and is a predicted model, not a curated record. Lineage: Eukaryota; Metazoa; Chordata; Aves; Passeriformes; Pipridae.